GAAACAUCUACCGCCGGACUUCCACGGUCGAACAGCGAAUACAAAAAAAGAACGCAACGCGCAGCUGAUCUCUCCGAAGAACGCACUCUUCUUUUCGAAUCCCACGCAGCUACGCUCUUCGCUGCUUCCACUAUCCAGGAUGAGGGGUCUAUAUCAAUCUCUUUGGCAGUUUUGCUAACCAUGUGGCUUCCCAGAUUGUCAUGAUCCCUCGUUCUCGUGGUUCGAAUCACUUCGCAAGCGUUCUUCUCGUUCACAAGUGCGUGCCUCGGGCGAGCGAAUGCACGUCGAGGCUGACAUACUGGCAAUCAUAACGGCCCUGGAUUUGUAAGAGUGACUGAAUAUGGACUCCUUGGCGCGGUACAUGGCGCGGGCCGCUUGAUUGGAGGGAAGGUUAAGCGCGCUCCUUGAGAACUGCUUGCCCGAACUGGGACUGAACAAUCCGGCAGAAAUCCAACCGCCAGCCAAGAAGCACGCACUUGACACUUUCGCAGCUCGUUCACGAUGGUUGCGCAAAGAUACGGACUCUGCGUCGUUGCGAGGAUCGGUGCGGGCAUACUCGCAAGACGCACAUCUAUCCCCGUUGCAGAUCGAGGGCUCGACUUUAAAAGGACGGCGGGCAGAGGAGAGAGCUGCAUCUCAGCUCGGCCUCUUCACACCUAGCUCAAAAUGGGAUUCAAAGCGUUCGUCGUCCUCGUCAACGUCGCCUUGGUGGCGGCGAAGGCCUCCAUCCUCAUCAGCCCGGAGGCGUUCCCCACACUCCCCACUGUGAAGCAGGCCGCGGCCGCGUCGAGUGCGGUGGGACUGAACUUGGACAACGUCCAAGGCGACAUCCUAGUUGGAAUGCGCAAGUCGAGCGAGACGUUCUACUUCUUCUCUGUCAACGACGGGAGCGCGUUCAAAAAGAGUUUUCGCAGCGGGGUCUUCCCGCUGAUCACGACGACGACGCAGCUGCUCAGCGUAUCGACACAGCCGACGACCGCGCUCAACGUCGCGUUCUCGCAGACAGGGCUUCUCGCGCUCAACAUCACCGACGACCUUGGCGACACGCCCUUCGCGACAGGCCAACACGCAGACAUCUCGAACAUCGGCGACGCCAGCGACGCCAACUGGGUCCCCGCCUUUGCGGGCACCACGGUCCACGGCGUAUUCCUCUUUGCGUCCGACACACAGGCGAACAUCGACGCGGAGAUCGCGAACGUCGAGGGCAUCCUCGGCUCGUCCAUCACGAAGCUUCACGCGAUCCAGGGUGCAGCGCGACCGGGUGCAGAGGCCGGACACGAACACUUCGGCUACAUGGACGGAAUCUCGAACCCUGCGGUGAACGGCUUCGUCGCAUCGCCGUUCCCCGGGCAAGCCGUUGUCGACGCGGGCACGAUUCUUCUGGGAGAGAUCAACGACCCGGUCACGCGACCCGAUUGGGCCCUUGACGGCUCGUUCCUCGUCUUCCGGCAACUCGAGCAGCUGGUUCCCGAGUUCAACCAAUUCUUGGCCAACAACUCGAUCUCUGACUCGAGUCUGACGCUCACGGAGCAGGAAGGCGCGGAUCUGUUCGGUGCGCGGUUGGUGGGGCGCUGGAAGAGCGGUGCUCCGAUCCAGCUGAGCCCUCUGAGUGACGACCCGGUGCUCGGUGCGAAUGCGUCGCGCAACAACGACUUUGACUACACCGAGCUGCUCGGUGUCCUGAACACUACUGGCUGCCCGCACUCUGCCCAUCUGCGCAAGACACGGCCCCGGUCCGAUCUCGGCAGUCCGGAGGAUGCCGUGCACCACAUCAUGCGGGCCGGCAUUCCUUACGGUCCCGAAAUGAACAACACCGAGAUCAGCCAGAACAAGACGAUGGCUGAGCGCGGAUUGGCCUUUGUGGCCUACCAAUCAGACAUCUCGAAAGGGUUCCAGUUCCUCCAACAGUUCUGGAUCAACAAUGCAAACUUCGUCGUGAGCGGAACGGGCGUCGAUCCCCUCAUCGGCACCGUCGGUGGUGGAUCACACGAUGUUCUCGGCCUCGAUCCGUUCACUCCUGCUGCAGUCGAGACAGUCCCCAUGGACUUUGUCGUCUCUCGCGGUGGAGAGUACUUCUUCAGCCCCUCGCUGAACGCGUUGAACAGCACCACAUUUGAAUAGUUGAUAUUCGUCUUUCCUGGGUUCCACAGUCGUAGAGAAAUUCUAUAUAUAUAUA
Messenger RNA from Mycena citricolor, 2176 nucleotides. The record is from the annotation of a GenBank genome assembly. Lineage: Eukaryota; Fungi; Basidiomycota; Agaricomycetes; Agaricales; Mycenaceae.